GGGGCACAAGACCAGAACUCGUUAAUCUUCAGUCGCCUCGCCCUGGCUACUCCAACAAACUCUCAGUUCCAUUGUCACCAAACUCACUGGUUUGCGCUCUUAUCCGGCCUCGGCAGCUUCAACGAAUCAUUAUUCCGUGCCAGUGUUGAACCAUAGCGGCCAUCACCAAGAAGGAUUCGGCUCCCUGUCGCUCUGCUGUUAGUGUUAACUGCACUGCGACCCUUGACUGGACACUGGGAUCGUUGUUUGGUGUGAAUCGCGACGUUGAAUGUGCCGCAUUGCGGUCACCUCCACUCUAUCGGCUCAAUAAAUCUCGUUGGAUGUUUGCUUCGAACCUAGGAUGACCUUUCUGGUGAGGGUCAAAAACGACAGGCUUUCUCACAUCUCUCUGCCAGACUCGAGAUGUGGUCAAUCAUCCUUGGAUCGUACUUCCUUCUCGUGCAACUCGCACAAGCCCGUGACCCUGCACCUGUUUUGUUGCCCUCUGGUGGUUGGACUGGAAGCGAUGGCAAUUGGUCUACCAUCUCAUUUUCCCUGGGUUCAAAUUCACAGGCCAUUGAGGUUCUGGUGAGCACGGCUCUCUCCGAAUUCUGGGCCAUUGGACCAGGAGGAUGUCUACCCAGUAUGUUUUCCUCACUUGGUCGUUCGUUCUUCAGCUUGGCUUCUCAAACCCAAGGAGUCAUUGAUACCUUUCUACUCUGGGUCUGCCAUUAACAUUCUAUCAGAGGAGCCUCACUGUAUCGCCGCUCGCGGAGGCAUCUAUAAUCCUCAAGAAUCUAGCGAUUGGAGCCCCCUAGGCACAUGGCAGUUAGGUUUAAGUUAUCUUGGUUACGAUGGGAAUGGCAACUACGGGCGCGAUGCUAUCAGCACGCAAAGCCCUCUCAGUGAUGAUCCGUUUACCAUGGACGGCGUGCUAAUAGCGACCAUAAACACGACCAACUACUUGAACGGUCUCUUCGGUUUAGGGAUCACACAGAGUAACUUCAAUGGCACUGUGGCGGAUUCACCAUUGACCCAAGCAGUUGGGACGUAUGGACUGAUUCCAAGUUACAGCUUCGGAUAUACAGCUGGAGCAUACUACAGAAAUACACCUGUAUCCUUGACUCUUGGAGGCGUCGAAACGCCAAGGUUUAAAAAACAUGAUAACGUCUUCACACUCAGCCAGGAAGACAACCUGGAGCGCCCUAUGGUCCGUGGCAUUCAGAUCACACCCGCCGAAGGCCAAGAUGUUCCUAGUUCUUGGGAAUCCCAACAACCUUUGCUCUCCCAAUGGAACUCAUCUUUCUUCGCCAUCAUUGAUAGCAGCACUCCCUACCUGUGGCUACCAGACGAGGCUUGCGACCAAUUUGCCCAAGCUCUCAACUUGACCUAUAACAGCACCUUCGAACUCUACACCAUCAGUGACGAUCAAUAUCGUGAUUAUACAAAUGACGAGUCAUUCGACUUUACCUUUGUGCUUUCAAGCUUUGACGAUAACGAUAACUUUGGCGACCCUUACAAUGUACCAGGCAUCGUCAAUAUUACCAUACCUUUGAGAGCCUUUGUGGGCUUACUGCAAUACCCUUUCAUGCCUGAUACGAUCCAAUAUGGCGACCCAGCAAUCCCCUACUUUAUGCUACGAAAGGCGAAGAACAGCGGCUCGUACGUACUAGGCCGUUCGUUUUUACAGGAGUCCUACCUUAUAACCAAGUAUGAUGAGGGCGUCUUCUCAAUCCAUCAAGCUCUUUUCCCAGACGAGCCAUCGACAAACUCGGAACUUACUGCCAUCGAACAGUCUGACAACAGUCCCUAUCCUCCACCAUAUGCAGAGGAUGAAGGUGGGCUUUCAGAUGGACAGGUAAUUGGAAUAGGAGUGGGUGUCGGGUUGGGUGUCUUCGUCGUCUGUGCGGCAGCUUUGUUUGUGUGGUUAUACUUUCGACGCAAACGUAAGCGAGCAGCCAGAGGAAAUAACCCGUCAGCAGAGGAUCAGGACCUUACGCCAAAUAGCGGAUCGCGAUCGCCCAAGUCCCCUUUGAUCAUAUUGUUUUCGAAAAUUCUCGGACGACACUACUCGACAGAUGAUGGCACCAAUGGUAGAGAAAAGGUUGCUGAAGCUCCCGAUACUCAAAUCCACGAGAUGUCAGCACCACUUCCAGUAGCAGAACUUGAUGGCGAUGAUGGCAUGUCGUGGAAUGACGAUACGGAGAUGGGUACCGACAGCACGCAUAACAUGACUGCCUAUGAGAUAGCCCGGAGGAAAUUGGAUAAACAACUUCAGGGACCAGUCCCAACAUAUACUCCCCCUGCUGAUGGGACGGAGAUACCCGCAGAGAAAGCGAUAUACCAACCAGACCCAACAAAUGGUCCGCCUGUGGCCCUACAACUAUCGCCAUCGGCAUCUCUAAAAACAACACAACAAGGGGGCACGAAUACAAGCUCAAUACCGCUGCCAUCUCCACUGACUCCGGGCUUCGAUGCGAAUGGCCGUCCCAUCGAGGCACCUUCUCCAACUACUAUACCAGUAUCGCCAACUAACGACAGUAUUUCAUUACCAAACUCACCCCUUUCUCCGACUUCGGACCACCAUACCAUUAACUCCAUGGCAAUGGGUGGAACUCAGUCAGGCUGUGAACCUCACUCUCCAUUAAAACGAUCGAACGAGCUACAACAGCGAGCAGUUCAACGGACACCCAUUGAUCCAUCAAAGGUUGUAUUUCUUGGGGCACUGCCCAAGAAUACGCGCUUCUCCCGCCACGCCGCUCCGCAAAUUGUAUCAGAUGAAGACUAUCAAGCCACUGAUGAGUCCUCACAUCGGCACGGCUCUGUUGAUACUCUGGGAAGUAACUUCACUGUCGACGAGGAAAGGCGAAGCGCAGAAGAAUCAUCAAGGCGUUUGGAUCUAGGUACAAACGGCUCAUCCGUGAAUGCUGUGAUAGAAGAUUCCCCACAAAAUCCUUCGACAGAUCAGCCUGACAUUUCACGAAGUCGGGAGCGCAUCAAUCCUGGUGAGGAUUUGGUUCAUGUACCCCAACUGGCUGAAAGACGGUAUAGCUGGGAGCAAUAAGCUGGUUUCUGUGCACCUUAUUCUCAUAAUGAUCAGGCUAGCAUGAAAUUCCUGGCUUUGUUGACGAGAAACACGAAAGGAACGAGGUCUGCGGUCUGGCCUGGUAUCGGCCGUGGACAGCGCGAUAUCCAACAGAUUUGAGCAAUGCCACAGAUUGCCAGAACAAUAUCUGGCCCAGACUGGUUAAAACCCCAGUCCAUUGAGGCUGGUAUAACGUUUUCUUUGUCAAAUAUGCAUGAGCGAGCGUUAUGAUUUGUCUUGAUAUGUCAGUCUCAUAUACCAAAGAGAAGAAUAGUUCUUAUUCAAUUUAUAAUCAAACAUAUGAUGAUAUGCUUAUCAUGUGCUCCUGAUAUUGUCAUGGUCCUAUGCUGGCCUGAUGUCUAAAGUAUGUACUAUAUUUUCUACUGAUAUUUUCUUACCAGAUCUCCUGCCACCAUGUCAACACUGCCAGAAUCUUCUUGCGCUCCUCUAUAUCCUUUACGUCCUCUGAGAAGGGGUCAAAUACUGCCUUCUUAGCCGCAUCCGCCAUCUUGGUCGAGCCACCGCAGACGCAGAAUAUUCCAUUGUUGAAGAUUAUCUCUUCGAUUCUCUUGGCCUCCUCGCGUAGCCUGUCCUGGACAUAUAUCUUAUUUCGCUGAUCACGCGAGAAUGCUAGAAAGACAUUGAGAUGUCCCUCACGCACGGCGGCGUCAAGCUCUUGCUGGAAGAAAUAAUCGGCCUCACGGUUGCGGUUCCCAAAGAAGAGAUGCAUCGGUCCUGGUGACGAGUGCGUGAGACGCUCGUGAAUAAGGGCGCGUAUUGGGGCAAGGCCUGUGCCCGUGGCGAUGGCAACCAGAGGCCGUCGGGCAUUCUGUGGGCCAUGAAUGGGUGAGAGGACUGGCUUGCGGGUGACAGUAAGAAUGGAGUCCAAGGGAAUGUUAUCGAGAUAACGAGAGCAGAGGCCCUCACGAGGUUUGCGGAGGACAGUUUUGUAUUUGACUAAAGCGACAAGAAGCUCGAUACGAGUCUUAUCCUUGUCUGUCGGAUGAUUUUGAUGCACGCCGCCAUUGGCAAUGCUAAAGUCUCGUCCACGGAUGAUUGGGAAAAUAUCGAAGAGGCGCUCGGCAGGUAGUUUGACAGAUGUGAACUCCUCCAAGACCUCGAGAAUAGAUCGUCUUGACCUAGUUGCGUAGUCGAAAUAUUCAUCUAGGUAUUCAGUCAUGGUGAACUCGAGAAGCCGCUCCUUGUGGUCUGGAUUGGUGGAGAAGUAAGACAUGUUCUUGAGGAAUGAUCUCCGAGGGAUUGCAGUGAAGUCGAUGUUAUUCAAAAGGAGCUCUCUCAAUGUGCAUCUGGGGUCUAUAUAGAGGUUUGUAGGAAGAGAUUCGCAUAAUGAAAGGUCAAGGGUUUUGUCAGCCACCUCUUCCCAGCCCAUGAGUGUGAUGAGCUUCUGGACGUCUUGGGGGAAGUUUUUCGGGUAAAUGGUGAGGCAAUCUCCAGGGACGCAAGAUAGCUUUUCUCCAUCGCGACGUGGAAUGUCGAAUGAGAUGAGGCGGACAUCUUGCCAGUGCUUCUCGGGGGUGAGUCUGUCGUUUCCAACCAAAGUUGCUUUCCAACCAUUAGGGAUAGGGAGGGGUGCAGAGGGAGGGAGGUUAGAAACUAUCGGAGACGCGUGGCCGUUGCUUAUUGAAUUGCCACUGAGGGAACUCUUUAGGGACCAUUUAGCGGGAAGAAUAACAUCAUCAGGGAUAGGCUCAAGUCCAGUAGGGGGAGGAUGGUGUUCAAGUAAAUGGUUGUAAAGCCGCUCACCCCAACGCACAAAACUUCCGUCAAUACUAUCCACAACAUUAGCUACUUCAACUAGCGAUAUAGAACGAUAAGAGCUGACCCGUCUGGAAAUUGUU
Messenger RNA from Fusarium odoratissimum NRRL 54006, 4923 nucleotides. RefSeq lists its product as uncharacterized. Lineage: Eukaryota; Fungi; Ascomycota; Sordariomycetes; Hypocreales; Nectriaceae. Bases 902 to 3043 code for a protein of 713 amino acids. The record is from RefSeq and is a predicted model, not a curated record. The transcript is spliced from 3 exons.